CCCGCAAUCUCUAUUUGGCUCGAGUCUUCCACAACCACAACCACCCCCACUCCACACACAUUUGCCCAGCAUGGCCGACAUCAACGAGAUCGCCAAGCAGUUCACCGACUACUACUACAGCACGUUUGACUCCAACCGUGCCAACCUCGCGCCGCUCUACCGCGACCACUCCAUGCUCACCUGGGAGGACAAGCAGCUGCAGGGCACGGCGGCCAUCCUCAACCAGCUCCAGGGCCUCCCCUUCGCCCAGGUCCAGCACAAGGUCAUCACCCGCGACGCACAGCCCGCGUCGGACACUGUCGCCUCGAUUCUCGUCCUCGUGACGGGACAACUGCUGGUUGACGACGGCGCCAACGUCCUGUCGUACUCGCAAAUGUUCCACCUCGUUCCCGACGGAGGUAGCUACUUUGUCCUCAACGACGUCUUCCGCCUCGUCUACGGAUAGAAGCCCUCGUCCUGGCGACUGAGCGGCGAGCAUGGCGUUGACCGCGCCAACAGCAUGGAGAUCUGGUGUCAGGCGGUGCGGGUAACGAAUGCAUGAUAUAUUACUUCUAAUAUGGCUAUGUGACGGGGCUGGUCGAGGCGUGAGGCGCGCAGCGCUGAGGGCGGCAGCGGACAAGAGAUGAGGGACCGCCGGGAUGUGGAGCGUCCGAGUGGGCGGGACGAGGCGAGGGCGAUGGGCCGGGACGAGAGGAGGAGGCGAGUCAAGGACUCCCCAUCUAGGCAUCGUGCACGCCCUCCUCGCGGUCCUUCUCCCACGACGUCGCCCACUGCGCGAUACGCGCGACGUUGUUCUCGACCUCGUUGUCGCCGCCCGAGCCGUCGCUCUGGAGCUCGACGAUAAUUUCUUCCGCGUACGACUCGCGCGUCUCGUUGAUGACCGUCAUCAUGAUCUCGGCGGUAAUGUUCUCCGUGAUCUUGUUCUCGGGGUAGUUGCUGGGGAAGCGCGUCAGCGCCGACCAAGGGCAGGCCCGCAGAAGGAGAAGUGUUAAGCGUCCAUCGACUGGACUGGACGCGCGCCUGCGGCAGUCGCCCACUCAC
This is a messenger RNA of Vanrija pseudolonga, 1041 nucleotides long. It is a transcript of the gene ntf2, whose product is annotated as Nuclear transport factor 2. The transcript has 7 exons. Gene Ontology annotation, molecular function: nuclear import signal receptor activity. Gene Ontology annotation, cellular component: nuclear pore central transport channel. The record is from RefSeq and is a predicted model, not a curated record. Lineage: Eukaryota; Fungi; Basidiomycota; Tremellomycetes; Trichosporonales; Trichosporonaceae. Bases 71 to 445 code for a protein of 124 amino acids. Gene Ontology annotation, biological process: protein import into nucleus.